CUAAAAGUGCCUUUGAAUAUAAUACACUCCUUCCAAAAUAUUAUAUCCUUCUCUUUCCAAUGAAAAACUUAUUUAAUUGAAAUCCAAAAACUAUGUACAUAAAUAAUCGACCCCCAAAAUCCAGAGAGAUGAAGGAGGAGGAGAUGACAAGCAGAGAUGAAUCGAUCCCCCGAUGACACCAUCACGCGGAGCAUAAUCUGGUCGAAGAUUCGUUCUUUCUCCGACAAGAAUGUCAACAUCUGGGUUUCAUCUGUUCCUCGCUCUUCUACAACUCGCAGAAUUGUCAUUUUCGUUGAGAAUUUCUGCAAUUAGAUUGAAAUUUGCAGGAAGGAUAUUGGGUUUUUAGAAGAACGGAGUUGUAGAACAACUGUCCAAGGAAGGUGAUCUCUGAUGAUGAAGAUUAUCAACACGAUGCGAGAGAUUGGAUACCCUCCGUGUUACUUAGCUCCAAAGGAUGAUCAUUUGUCUGGAAUCACUAUAUUUGGAGAAGAGGAAGAUGAGGAGAGGCGUGAGGAAAUAGAGAGUGAGGAAUGGGAAAUCUUGGAGAAAGGAACCCCUCCAGAGCCACAUAUGAAAAUGAAACUGGAGUUCCUUGGAAUCAACGCUCCUUUACCAGAAAACGCAGACGAGUGGCCUUGGGGUGCCGCACCUUCAUAUAAGAGCAUCAGAAGCAACAACAGAUCAUGGCAUCAGAAAAGAACAAGCAGAGGGCAUAAUUAUAGAGACGAUGAUCAGCUCGAUUUUGAAUCAUCGAGUUAUCCAUCGAGAAAUGAUUAUGAGUAUGGCUCAAGAGAUUAUCGUUCUAUAUCAAGAAGCCCACGCAUCGAAAGAAGUAAGAGGGAUUAUUCUUAUGAUCCUGAUUUUCGAGACAGAGACAGAAACAGAGAUAGGAACAGAGACGGAGAAGGGACAGGGACAGGGACAGAGAUAGGGAUAUGGAUAGGGACAGAGACUGGGACCGGGACAGAGACUUGGAUAGGGACUGGGACAUGGAUGAUCGUGAUUGGUGUAAUAGCUUAA
Molecule: messenger RNA, 1020 nt
Organism: Thlaspi arvense
Lineage: Eukaryota; Viridiplantae; Streptophyta; Magnoliopsida; Brassicales; Brassicaceae
Source: the annotation of a GenBank genome assembly